AUGAAUGAUGCAUACCAGGCCUCAAGAAAUGAAUUUGAUCCAAUGUACUAUCUAAUUGGAUUUGGAAUCUUUGUGCUUUUAUAUCUAGUUAUCAACAAAGAUAAAAAGAAGCCAGCUAAAGAGCCUGAAUUAGAUCCAAGGAAAAAUCUAAUGUCUAAAGAAGAAUUGAGAUAGUUUGAUGGGAAUGGACCUACAAAAUAGAUUUAUAUAGCUUGCAAUGAAUUGAUCUUUGAUGUUACUGGAUCUGAUUUUUACGAGCCAGGUGGUGAUUAUGCUAAAUUUGCUGGUAGAGAUUUAACUAUGGCAGCAGCAAAUUAUUCUACAGAUGAUAAGUAUCUUGAUAUGGAUUAUUCCCCAGAAAUGCUUCUCCCAGUCAAUCAAGAGUAAAAUAUUCAAGGCUUCUUCAUAAACUUCUGUCAGAAGUACAGAAUAGUAGGAAAAUUAGUAAUUAAUAGAAAAGAGCAGUGA
This is a messenger RNA of Stylonychia lemnae, 468 nucleotides long. The record is from the annotation of a GenBank genome assembly. Lineage: Eukaryota; Ciliophora; Spirotrichea; Sporadotrichida; Oxytrichidae.